CAUUUAUGGGGCAUUCUUCAGCGGUACUCAAGAUCUCGUACCAUCACAGCCACGCGGACGGGCCGUUGCGAGUUGUGGGGAUAGCUUCCCUAGCAUGGCGUCACUUCUGCAGAAGCGACCUGGAUUGAAUCAUCAAACCUGUGGUUGAGUUGGAGGAAGUUGAUAUGGAACGAUUCGAAGUUGUACUACCUAAGUAGAUAUUGGUAGGUGGGUAGGUAGGAGGUAAGUUAAGACGUGAUGAGCCAAUCAACGAGACUACUAGGUACUCAUAUAACUGUAAUCGGUGUAACAACACCCCGGCCCUGUCAACCAAGAAUAUAUCUCACGAUUGACUCUUAGAAGCACAAAGAUAGCUCAUCAGUUGAAUCGGUCGACGAACUUAUCACUACCAUUGAAAUUGUAUUAGCUGAUACUCCCACAAGUACACAAUUUUGAUUACAAACACUCUCGUCAUGCCUUCGACCGAAAGUCAAUCAGAUGCCGCUCAGCGCAUGUACACUGAACGAGCAACCGACUACGAGGAUUCUUGGCAUCCCGACUACAGCAAACGGUUCAUGGAACUUGUUCCCAUCAAAUCCGGCGAUCGCGUUCUCGACCUCGCCUGUGGAACUGGCCUGGAGGCUGUCAUUGCAGCAAGGCACGUCGGCGAUGAUGGGAUUGUCAUUGGUGUCGACAUAACUGAAGCGAUGCUCUCGGAAGCAAGCAAGAAACUGGAUCACGACGAAACAUUGUAUCGUCGCAUUAAACUUGUUCGACACAGCGUCACUGAUUUGACCGGUUGUCCAAAUGUAGACAGGGACAGCUUUGAUCUCAUUCUAUGCUCAAAUGCCUUUGUUCUGUUUGAAAAUCCAGAGGAAGUUGUCGCCCAUUGGCGGGGGUAUCUCAAGCCAGGCGGCAGAGUUGCCAUCGACAUCACUCAUGAGUAUAAUCUUCGCUCGGGCCUGCUAUUAGAGAAAGUCGCUCGCCGAUUGGGCAUGCCAUUCCCCUCCAACCGAAGCUGGAUCAAGUCUAAAGAGUCUUUUAGUGAGAUAUUGGAAAGUCGUGGUUUCGUGGUUGAAAAGGUUGAGGCUUUGGAAAAGAUUGUUGGACUUGGCUCAACGUAUUUCGGUCUCGACAAGGCAGAUGAGCAGUUUGACUACGUUGUCAAUGGCCCUCUGACUGCCUCAAUUGUAACGGAAGAAUUGAGAGUCAAAGGAAGAGAAUAUUUCAAGGAAGAGUGGCACAAUGCUGCAGUGGAUGGCAAGGUUGAGGUAUCUGAUAUUCUCUACGUCUAUAUCGCCAGGAAGAUUUGAUAUACGAGCGUUCCUGAAUAUCUUUAAAUCUAUCUCACAUUUUUGCCUUGACUUUCUGAGCCUUUGGUUCAACGGGCAUCCUUGGAUGAUCACCAGCGAGCUUCAACCCAGUCACUCUCUCCAGCUCAUCAACAGCCUCGAAUGCUCGACCAAGGUUCACCUUGAUUGUUUGCAGUCCUUGUCUGCGUGCUUCCUUCAAAUUCUCCCCGAUGUCAUCGAGAAAAGUUACUUCCUCUGCCUUGAUACCAACCUCCCAGCUCAAGCUUUUCCCCCGAGCUGAAUGAGCAUUGGCUUUCGCGAAUUCGUUUACUCGGUCGAGAGCAAGCUUAUACAUGGCCGGAUCUGGCUUUCGGAUUCCAACAUGGGCGGAAGAAAUGAAGACAUCAAAUAUCUGCCGCACAGGCUCGUCAAAGAAAUGGUCAAGGUGGAGCUUAUGGCCAGGCGGAAAGAUGACGGUAUUACUCAGAGCUGCGAGAAUGAAUCGCCCAUCCCCCUUCAGCUUUUUCAAUGCUGGGAACAUCCAUGGGUCGGGGUUGUUAGAAACCGUCAUCAUCUCGUUGAAAAGCCAUUCUGCAUCGACUGAAGGAACUGGAGGGGUUUCCUUUGGGAGACUGGGAUUUUUGCUUUGCUCUCGCUUGUAGAAGGUCUCCCAUCUAAUGGGAUCAUGAAGGUCUUGACUGAAACCCCUGAAGAAUUCUUCAUUCAUCUCGAUUUCUCCUUUUUCCAAUCGAUGCCAGAAGCCAUUGGGGGCAGUCCUGGAUAUUGAAUAGUUGACCCACCCUGGAGGGAUCCCCAGGCUUAACUCAUAAUCGAGGAUUGCUUGGAAAGGGGAAACGACCUGGAGGAGUCAGUAAUUAUGUAUGUGGGAUAGAUGACUACAUGUCUAGAGUCGAGACGUCCAGAGGAUUGAGAAGCAAAGUGUAAUCGGCGGUAAACAUCAUGUCUUGAAUCACUUACACAGACACCCCCUAUAUCGAACAACAGAACUUUGGGC
Messenger RNA from Fusarium odoratissimum NRRL 54006, 2286 nucleotides. RefSeq lists its product as uncharacterized. The transcript has 2 exons. The record is from RefSeq and is a predicted model, not a curated record. Lineage: Eukaryota; Fungi; Ascomycota; Sordariomycetes; Hypocreales; Nectriaceae. The coding region runs from base 453 to 1292 and encodes 279 amino acids.